Molecule: messenger RNA, 969 nt
Organism: Triticum turgidum subsp. durum (durum wheat)
Lineage: Eukaryota; Viridiplantae; Streptophyta; Magnoliopsida; Poales; Poaceae
Source: the annotation of a GenBank genome assembly
AUGGCUCGCAAGAAGGUGGCCCUCCGGUACAUCCUCGAUAAAAAUUCCAGAUGCAGUACUUCAAAGAAGCGGCGUGAGGGCCUACGGAAGAAGGCGGAGGAGUUGGCCAUCAUGUGCAAUGCCAAGGCAUGUGUGCUAGUAUAUGGCGAGGGCGAGGCGGUACCACAAGUGUUCCCGUCCCCCGCUGAGGCGGUGCCUGUCCUGGACCGGUAUAUGAAUAUGCCGGAGGGCAACUUCAAGAAGACGGUGAAUCAUGCAAGCUUUCUCAAUCAACAUUUUGGCAAGCUCCAGGCCAAGGGCCACAAGCUCCAAGACGUCUGUGAAGACAAUGAGACCAGAAUCCUCCUGCACAAGGUCAUGCUCAGAAGCAACCUCUCGAGCCUUGAUGGCCUCAACAUCGAGGAUCUCACCAAUGUUGGCCGAAAGCUAGAGGUGAUCCUCCAGAGCAUGGGGGAAAGCAUCACAAAAAUUAGCGGCCAACCACCUGUCUUCCAGUCCCAGGAGCCAUACGUCACCAACACCAUGGACAUGGGGUCUCCAGCAAUGUAUCACGCACCACCACCAGCUCCAUACGUCACCAACUACAUGCAUGUGGAGUCUCCGUCGACUUAUCAGGCACCACCAGCUCCAUACAUCACUGACAACAUGGACAUGGGGUCUUCGAUGAUGUAUCCGACAGCGUCACCAGCUCCCUAUGUCACUAGUGGCAUGGACAUGGGGCCUUCCACAAUGUUUAAGGCUCUGCCGCAGCAACAAGAGGAUGCACUUGACAUGAUGAGGUAUGGAGGAGACCUCAACGCCCUGGUCUAUAGUGGCUACAAUUCUAGUGGUCGUAAUGACACCGGCACAAGCACUGUCUUCCCUAGCGGUGAUAUUGACCCGAAGAGGUCGUUUGAGGUGGUGUUCGGUUGGCAGUUCGGUGGCGCUGAUCCUGAAGCGUCUUCUUCAAGUCCUUUCCUCCCAAUGUAA